ACCAGUGUGCUUCGCAUUCAGUGCUCAGUCGCAAACGCAGAGCGAAAUUCGAAACGCGCCCGCCAUCAUUGCUUCCUCGUAAUAUCCCUAGUUCGCAGAUAAUGGCUGAUAACGGCGUUCCCCUCGCAGACUUACCAUACGCGCUUCAUCAGCAGGUGCUACAAGCAAGAGGAAAAAGUGGAGCGCACGUUUACUACACGAAUGGUUGGGACAUAAAACAGAGAAAAGGCAUGAAAAUAAAGGCUCCCGGAGAUAUGGUAGAAGAUGCUUCUGUUGCACUUGUGUUCCAUCGUGCAGGCAGCAGCAGAAAUCCUUACCACGAAUUUCGAAUCGGCAAUAAAAGGGGUAUAAACUAUCUCAAGGUCUCGGCGAUGUCCAACGCUUGGGUAGCUGAGUUUAGACUUCAAGGUAACGUGCAAACAGUUAAGAACGUACCAGUACCUAAGACUGUUGCCAGAGAUGGCUUUCAUGUUUUUGAAAUAUCUCGAAGGAAAGACAGCUUAGAGUUGUCAAUGGACAGAAACCCCUUUUUCGAAAAAGGUCAGAUAAAGCACGAAAGUAUAACGGAAUUUACAUAUAUAUAUCAACAUUACAAGCCAGCAGACACGGAAUUCAUCAUAUGGGAAUACCACUACUUCGCUGAUGAUGGAAACAAAGUCCUAGCCAGUGGAGCUUAUCGUCUUGUUGGCCAUCACGACCUUCUCAUUGGAGCCGGCGGCUAUGUAAUAAUCAGCGGCAAAUGGGGUUACCCGCACGUGAAGAUCCGGGAUGGCAAAACUGACCUGGGAGGCUUACAGGUGACGGGAGAACAAGUGAUCGUUGUGAAGGUCUACAAGGAUGGCUACGCUUUGAUGAGCGACACCGAUAAAAAGGCUAUAUUGUUAAAAAAGAAAAACAACGAUGGGUUUUCUUUCAGUUUUCAGUAUACAACGCCUGUGAGAGUCGAUGAUAUUACAAUGGUAUUGGGAGAAUUCAUCGCGUAACAUGCUUUCUUCAGCCUGACCAAAGUGCAUUACGUGGCGCAUGGUUACUUUGGUUUAUAUUCUGCAGUUGAAUAAAUUAUUGCGAUAGA
Messenger RNA from Dermacentor albipictus, 1072 nucleotides. RefSeq lists its product as uncharacterized. The record is from RefSeq and is a predicted model, not a curated record. NCBI's taxonomy places the organism in Eukaryota, Metazoa, Arthropoda, Arachnida, Ixodida, Ixodidae.